Messenger RNA from Balaenoptera acutorostrata (minke whale), 3528 nucleotides. Its product is annotated as patr class I histocompatibility antigen, alpha chain E-like. Bases 26 to 421 code for a protein of 131 amino acids. Gene Ontology annotation, cellular component: external side of plasma membrane. NCBI's taxonomy places the organism in Eukaryota, Metazoa, Chordata, Mammalia, Artiodactyla, Balaenopteridae. The transcript has 2 exons. Gene Ontology annotation, molecular function: signaling receptor binding; peptide antigen binding. The record is from RefSeq and is a predicted model, not a curated record. Gene Ontology annotation, biological process: antigen processing and presentation of endogenous peptide antigen via MHC class Ib; immune response; antigen processing and presentation of endogenous peptide antigen via MHC class I via ER pathway, TAP-independent.
UGAUGAGGAGGACCAGACCCAGGCCAUGGAGCUUGUAGAGACCAGGCCUUCAGAGGACAGAACGUUCCAGAAGUGGGUGGCCCUUGUGUUGCCUUCUGGAGACGAGCAGAGACACGUGUGCCACGUGCAGCACCAGGGGCUGCCUGAACCCCUCUUCCUGAGGUCCGGUGUGGAGAGAUCUGAGGGGGAACCUUCUUCUCAGGGAAGUAGGAGCCCUUCUGGGGACUUUCAGCAGGGUCAGGGCUCAGAUGUGAGGUCAGGGCCCCUCACUCUCCUUUCCUCCUCAAAGCCGUCUUCCCAGCCCAGCAUCCCCAUCAAGGGAGCACUUGCUGGCCAGCUUCUCCUUGCAGCUGCUGUCAGUGGGGUUGUGUUUGCAGGAGUUCAGAUUGCUGGAACUUUGCCUGCAAGAACUGUGCUCUAGAACACCAAGAACUCAGGUUAGGAAGGGAUUCUGGGUUUCAUUAUUCUGACCCAAGGGUCUCUCACCUCAGGGGUUGAAUUGCAGCUCCUGUCCUCGUGACUUCUGGAGCCAACAUGCAGACAUCCUGUUGUGCAGCAAAGCGUGGAGGGACCCUGGCUGGUGGGAGGCCAGCUGAGAAAGUGCAGGUGCCCCUCCCACCUCAGGGGAUAUAAGAGACAGGACAGCUCUCCAUCUGCACAUGAGUAAGAAGAGGCUGAGGUGAUGAGUGUUGGGGAGAAGUGGUCCUCAUCCUCUUGGAAGAAAGAAACAGGAGCUGCAUGUGUGGACUCUCUUCCUUCCCAGGAUUUUGCCUUAAUAAGUGUGUCAGAUACCAUUUUAAGGGACUUACAUGAAUCAAAUUAUUUAAAUCUCAUAAGAGUCCUCUGAGAUAGGGACAACAAUUAACCCCAUUUUACAGACAAGGAAACUGAGUCCUCUGAGAGCUUGGCUGGCCCUCAGCUGGCUGAGCCAUGUCUCUAAGGCAGCGGUCUGACCGCUGCACCCAGGUCUGUACUCACUCUGCUGUGUUGACUCCCAUACACUGUUCACCAGCCUCACUAAGGGUCACCUCCUCUGGGGGCUCUGACAGCUUCCCUGUCCCCUCUGGGCUCUGAGACUGGCUGGGAGUCUAUUGCGUUUCUCACACUCCCUAUAGGUGUGUCCAUGGGGUCUGAAGUGACAGGAGAGUUGGUUCUACAUUGGCUGCUGCAGUGUGUUUGCCGGAGGUGGUGGGAAGUGAGGGUCACAUCUGGGCUGUAGGACCGCAGUGGUGUUUGCAUCUGGGUGUGAGCUGGGCUUUCCAGAUGCUGAAGGGUGAAGACCAGCAGGGGCCGUGCAGAGUUUACUCAUCACUGUGUUAUUUCACAGCCUGAAACCACGGCCCCUCGUGGGCCUGAGAGUCACAGGGGUGUUCACGCAUCUCCUUCCCAUCCCUGCUGCCCUGACUGCUCUUCUUCCAGCUGACUUUCUGGGAACAUCUGCUGUCCAAGGUGACACAUGAGGAGGGGUCUGGCCACACCCCUGCUCACCAGCACUUCCUCCCACCCUGCCUGCUGCUCCCUUCUGGGGCCUCCUGGAUGAAGUGAGAGGACAGCAAGUAGGAUAGACAGAGAAGUUGAUAUUAUGCUGGUAAAGAGAAAGCAGAACGUCUGUCACCAAGAAAUGGAAAGGGUUGCCUUAGGGAAGAAGACUGAGUAGUUUCUUGGGGGCUGUUACACUGGCAGCCUCAGACUUCUGCUGGAUGUUGACAGGAGGCUGACCUUAAUUUCUUGCCAUGUAGGACUUUCCAACGCAGCUGCUUCCUUCCUCAGAGCUUGCAAGCAGUGAAGACAGUAGAAAGUCAGCCAGCAAGAUGGGGUCUUGCUCUUCUAUGAUUUAAUCUCAGGAGUGACAUCCCCGUUGUCAUAUUCUAUUGGUCAGAAGCAAGUCCCAGGUCCCACCCACACUCAGGGGUGGAGAGCCACAGGGUGUGAACCCCAGGAGGCAGGGAUCCUUGGGUAGAUCCUUGGUAUCUCAGAGUCUGUCUGCACUGGGACAUUCCAGGUCAGAGAAGCAGGAGCACGAGGUAGUGAGGACUCUGCCACGGAUUGCACAGUCACUGAACAGUCAUUGUCACUGUGGGUCCGCCUCAGGCAGGAUGAUCUGCAGAACUGACUCGUGUUUAUCACGGCACCGACCUGGAUACAAGAAUCAAUGUUUUCAUCGGAAAGGUUUCUCUCCAGGUCUGUGGGAAUCUGAGAGGGUCCCCUCUGAAUAUUUGCCCCCUUACUUUUCAAACCUCCUACACCUCUAGGAAAGUGCUGUCACUAAAGUCACCCACAUUUUUCUUCCCUGUGUCAUCCUGCCAGCAAACCCUGGGCUCCCAUUAUGCCUCCCAUCUUACUUUCAUACAGGAUCCCAGAGUCACUCCUUGUGAUUCUAGUUUGUUGGUUUCUUCCCCUUCAUCCAGAUUAUUUCUUAGUGAUUUUCUCUCGUGUUGAUUACUCAGCUUCAUUAGGAAAUUGUGUUCUCUAACUAACCCUUUCUACUAAUUUUUGGACCAAAUGGGCCAAGGUCGUCUCUCCAAUCCUCAGCUCACGUCCCACACAGGGACAGGAUAAGAGUGGGGCUCCUGGGAAGUCAUGGACUGGCACAGACCCUCAUCGGGGUGAGACAUUUAAGUCACCAAGGCAUAGACCUUAGCUUUCUUUAUGUGCCCGGCAGGGGGCACCACACCCGGCACACAGUAUGCUCUCAAUCAGCUCCCUCCCUCCUGGAAGCUGUUUCCCAGACAACUAAUUAUAGACUAUGUUGCAUUUACCAGGUCAUUUCACUCCAUCGUGAGUUCCUUGAUGUGUCACUCACUGAGGCCCAGCACAGAGCCUGACAUCUAGUAACCGCCUAAUAAAUGAUUACUAAAUGAGUGUGGGGUUUUCUUUGGUCAUUCAACAUUUAUUUCAACUUACUAAUACAUGCAUAAAGUUUUAAAAAUUCAUAUGACAUAAAGGAUAUACAGUGAAAAGUAAAUUUCCUCCUCCAUCCCAUCCAAAACCCUUCCAAAUUCCCUCCCUGGACACAGUAACUGUUACCAGUUUCGACAGUAUCAUAGAGAGCGAUUUCAUUUUAUCAGGUGGUAUUUAUCACAUAUUCUAUCUGCAGUUUUGUUAUCAAUUAGCAAUAUAUUCUAAGAUUAUUCUAUUUUUAAAAUACAAAUCUGGCUCAGCUUAAGAUAUUGAUAAUAACAAUUCUCCACUGCUGAUUUAAAAAAAUUUAAGUAUAGCAAAAAUCAUCUCUCUUCCAUAGUAAUAGAGUUUUUUUCUGGACAAAGUCACCCAGAUUAAAAAUACAUUCGGGACUUCCCUGGUUGCGCAGUGGUUAAGAAUCCGCCUGCCAAUGCAGGGGACACGGGUUCGAUCCUUGGUCCCCGAAGACCCCACAUACCGCGGAGCAAAUAAGCCUGUGCGCCACAACUACUGAAGCCCGUACCCCACAACUACUGAAGCCUGCGCGCCUAGAGCCCGUGCUCGCAUCAAGAGAAGCCACCGCAAUGAGAAGCCCCCGCACUGCAACUAAGCGGAACUAGAGAAAGC